This is a messenger RNA of Dioszegia hungarica, 1116 nucleotides long. RefSeq names its product RNA-3'-phosphate cyclase. The record is from RefSeq and is a predicted model, not a curated record. The coding region runs from base 1 to 1116 and encodes 371 amino acids. Gene Ontology annotation, cellular component: nucleolus. NCBI's taxonomy places the organism in Eukaryota, Fungi, Basidiomycota, Tremellomycetes, Tremellales, Bulleribasidiaceae. Gene Ontology annotation, biological process: ribosome biogenesis; endonucleolytic cleavage of tricistronic rRNA transcript (SSU-rRNA, 5.8S rRNA, LSU-rRNA). The transcript is spliced from 5 exons. Gene Ontology annotation, molecular function: RNA endonuclease activity.
AUGUCAUCCUCCCGCUCAGAAGUCCUGCGCUUCGCAUCACAUCGCCACCUGCGCCAACGGCUGCUGCUGGCGAUCCUCAGCGGCAAAUCCAUCCGAGUAGAUGGGAUACGCUCUGAGGAUGUCCACGUCGGACUCCGCGAGUAUGAGAUAAAUCUGCUUCGACUACUCGAAAAGGUUACCAAUGGGUCCACUAUCGAGAUCUCCAUCACAGGAACGUCCUUCCUGUUCCACCCAGGAGUACUCCCCGGCGGAUCGUUUCAGCAUGCGUGCCACGUCGGCCGGUCCAUCGGGUACUAUCUCGAAAUCUUGAUUCCUCUUGCGCCCUUCUGCAAGAAGCCGUUGGAUGUGAUGUUGAGCGGAAUAACGGGCGAGGAGGGGAGAGACAUGACAGUGGAUAUGAUCCGAACGGUAACGCUGCCGCAUCUGCAUCUGUUUGGAAUCACGGAUGGACUGGAACUUCAGAUUAAAAAGAGAGGCGCAGCACCACUCGGUGGCGGUCAGGUCAUUUUCAAAUGCCCAAUCGUGCGCCAACUCAACACGCUGCAAUUCCUGGAGAGAGGAAAGAUCAAGAAGAUUCGGGGCAUAGCCUACUCCACUCGAGUCUCUCCACAAUUCGCCAAUCGAAUGGUCGAGUCGGCCCGUUCGAUCCUUAAUCGCUACAUACCAGAUAUCUACCUCUUCACGGACGUGUAUAAAGGAGACGACUCGGGAAAAUCCCCGGGGUACGGAUUGACGCUGGUAGCCCAAUCAUCCACGUCGGCCGUCCACUCUGCCGAAUGCCUGUCAGUGGCGCCGAGCUCCAAAGCGCCGGUAGUACAGACUCCCGAGGACAUUGCUCUGCAUGCCGCUAGGUGCCUGCUAGAGGAGAUCGGUCGGGGCGGGUGCGUCGACUCGAGGCAUCAGUGGCUGGUGCUGCUUCUGAUGGUUCUGGGAAAGGAGGACGUUGGGAAGUGCAGUAUGGGAUCCUUGACAGCUCAUAGUGUGCAAUUUCUGCGUGACCUAGUCAUGUUCUUUGGAACGAGGUUCAAGAUCGCCUCAUCUGGAGAGGAGAGUGGAGAGGUCGUGGUGAGCUGCGUAGGAAUAGGGUAUAGUAACGUCAAUAAGUCAGUAGCAUAG